This is a messenger RNA of Manis pentadactyla (Chinese pangolin), 1326 nucleotides long. RefSeq names its product NK3 homeobox 1 (gene NKX3-1). The coding region runs from base 232 to 957 and encodes 241 amino acids. The transcript is spliced from 2 exons. NCBI's taxonomy places the organism in Eukaryota, Metazoa, Chordata, Mammalia, Pholidota, Manidae. Gene Ontology annotation, molecular function: RNA polymerase II cis-regulatory region sequence-specific DNA binding; DNA-binding transcription factor activity, RNA polymerase II-specific. Gene Ontology annotation, cellular component: nucleus. Gene Ontology annotation, biological process: regulation of transcription by RNA polymerase II; cell differentiation. The record is from RefSeq and is a predicted model, not a curated record.
GAACAGACACCGCGCGCAGGACUCAGGAUUCCGCCCCCCUCACCUGGAGCGCGAGUGGCCAAUCCGCGGCGCGGUCCGGUGCUCGCGGCCAAUGGGAAGGCGGCGCGGCGCGGCGCGCUCCCAAGGCUAUAAGUGCGCUGGACGGCGGAAAGUGAAAGUGGUGCGGCCGCAGCCUAGGCGUCCGGGAGCGCUUCCCUGGGGCCGCAGCGCGCGCGGGGGCCGGCGGCCGGGAUGCUCGGGGCGCGCGAGCAGCGGCCCAGGCAGAAGGGGGCGGCCGGCUGCAGCCCGCGGGCCGCGCCGCCCUCCCAGGCCAAGCCGCUCACCUCCUUCCUCAUCCAGGACAUCCUGCGGGACGGUGCAGAGCGGCGUGGCGGCCCCCCGGGCAGCCCGCAGACCCCGCGCCGGCCCGACCCGCGGCGAGACACUGAGCCAGGGCCCGAGCGCAGACGCAGCGGCGCCGGGGCUGAGGAGGACGCUCCGGGCGCUGGGCCCCGCGCCGCGCCCGAGGAGGCCGAGGCGCAGACGGAGACCGAGCCAGAUAGGCACUUGGAGACUUAUCUGUCGGACUGUGAAAACGCCUCAGGCGCCUCCCCAAGCCUCCCCCAAGCCCCCAAGCCGCCACCGAAGCGCUCCCGGGCCGCCUUCUCCCACACGCAGGUCAUCGAGCUGGAGAGGAAGUUCAGGCACCAGAAGUAUCUGUCAGCCCCCGAGCGGGCUCACCUGGCCAAGAACCUCAAGCUCACUGAGACCCAAGUGAAAAUAUGGUUCCAGAACAGACGCUAUAAGACCAAGCGGAAGCAGCUCACCUCGGAGCUGGGAGACCUGGACAAGCCCUCCUGCUUGCCAGCUCUGAAGGAGGAGGGCUUCUCCCGGGCCUCCCUCAUCGCCAUGCACACCAGCCACCCUUACUACCCCUACCUUUACUGCUUGGGGGGCUGGGGCCCUGCUUUCUGGUAAUGCCAGCUCAGAGGACAAUCAUGCCUGAUCAAAAACUGCCUUCCCGAGGCUGCCUCUUUGGAAGGCAGAAGGCGUCAGGGUCAGGGAGGGCUGGGGAGCCAGAGGCGUACAGACCAAAACUGUUGGAGGUUUGCGUGAAAAUCCCAGGUUCUGCACUAGUGGGUGGGCCAAGGAAAGGUCUGCGACGGUGAAUAAUUGGAUAUCCAAACAGUUCUUUCAACCCAUAACGUAGGUCACGUUUGCUCCUACAGACCUGCGUGAAGUGGGGAGGGAAAAUGCCAAGUGCUGCGUCUAGCACUUUACAGUUGGUACGGCCUGUCCAUAUCACUUCUGAGGAUGCCCUUCCUGCCACCCCACCCCUUGGGAAAC